Messenger RNA from Peronospora matthiolae, 1143 nucleotides. The record is from the annotation of a GenBank genome assembly. NCBI's taxonomy places the organism in Eukaryota, Oomycota, Peronosporomycetes, Peronosporales, Peronosporaceae.
AUGGCCGCCCUCCGCCAGAGCUUCCAGGCGCUGCGAGUGGCCGCAGCUCGUCGUGUCGUAGCUCGAUGUUUCAGUGCAGUACCACACGCUGCCGACAAGUUUGUCGUGGAGUUCCCAGAAGAACACGAAGGGCUAAAUAUCGAGUUUAACUGGUCGCUCGCCGAUGAUGACGUGACGCCACAUGGCGAUGCCUUCCGCAACCUCAGCUGGCCUAAGCUCGAAGCCCUUGCACAGCAGGAGACACCAGGUGACAAGAAGGUAACCAUCAAAGAGGUGGACGUCAACCUCGUGUUUAAUGACUUUGAGCACCUGUACGAGCAAGUGACAGAGCAUCUGUCGACCGAGCCGAACUUGUACACACAAGACGGUGCUGCCGGCUCGUUCAAGGACGACCGCACGCGUGUGCGUGUGAUCUCCGACUCGCCUUUAGUAGCGCUGUUUGCUCAGAGUUUGCUCGUGCGGGUGCCUAUCAAGGACCCGCAUGCUGCCCGUCCGAUUGUGGUUUAUGUCGCUACUGGCGGCGAGUACAAGGGCCAAGAGCCACAGGCGCAGCUGUUGGUGGAUAAUAAUGACGAUGGCAUGACGUUUGUCAAGGUCGUGGUCACGGGGGCAGCUGAUCUCGCGACUGUUAAGGACGCUAUUGGAUUGGCAAAGAAAAAGUUGCUGGAGAUGGCGGAGUCCGAGUCGCUUGUGGUUCCAGCUGAUGUGCUGCUCAAGGACAACAAGACAGCACUGGUGUUCAAUGCUACGAGUGCUGGACGAGCUACGGCGAUCAAUAACGGUCAGCUAUACAGUGCUCACUUGAACAUUUGGAACCCAGCGGGUGUGACAUCGCUGUAUGGGGGUGCGAUUGUAGAGGAUGCCCACACGGUGUCAAAGAAGCACGUUGUGGCGGUGAAGGGCGGUGCAGCAGUGUAUGUGCCGUGCAACAACCUGGUGGAUCAUCCGAAGGCUGCCAUCUUUGUCGACAAGGCUGGGAAGGGCGUGAAGUCGAUUUCGUCGGCAGAAGCUGCUGCGUUGCUGAAGAAGGUGGACGCGGAUGUUGACACGGAGAAGUUCCAGGCGCUACUUGCGAAAGCCGACACCAAGAGCUUCGUUGUGUCGAGUGACGCAGACGUUGAGGCUGCCCUGGCAAAGCUGUAA